GAGACACAGAGAGGGAAGGAAGGAGGGAGAGAGACACAGAGGGAAGGAGGGAGAGACACAGAGAGGGAAGGAGAGAGAGACACAGAGGGCAGGAGGGAGAGAGAUAUAGAUUUGGAGACCAAAGAGGUGGCCGAAAGUGAGGUAGUGUGAGCGUCUGUUUUGAUUGGAGACAUGGAGAUGGAGCCUCUAGGUGUGUGUGUUUCUAAACCAGAACAAGGAAACAGUCGUGUCCUAAAGGCUGCGCUGGCCGCAUGUGUGUGUUUCUGCAUCGCUCUGCUGCUUGCUGUCAUACUGGUUUCCCAGAGAGCCAAUCAGGAUGUCUUCUGCUUAACUCCAGAAUGUAUUGAAGCAGCUGGUUCUAUCCUCAGUAAGAUGGACCGGGCUGUGUCUCCCUGUGACGACUUCUAUGGGUUCUCCUGUGGUAGCUGGCUGAGAGACAACCCUAUUCCUGAAGAUUCCUCUUCUUACGGCGUCUACCCCUGGUUACGCCAACACGUUGAUAUCACACUCAAGGAUUUGCUGGAGGCUCCAUCAGACUCAGAUGAGAUAGAAGCUGUCAGGAAGGCCAAGGUCUUCUACCGCUCCUGUAUGGACGAAGCUAUAUUGGAGAAAGUGGACAGUGGUCCUCUGUUGAAGCUUUUACAGCAGCCUGAGUUCCACUGGCCCGUCCUGGGGGAGGGGCUUGGGGGGGAGUGGCUCUGGUCACCAGGACGAUGGGACCUGCUGCAGACAUUGGCUCAGAUUAGGAACCAACACAGCAAGAGUGUUCUGAUUCGAUUAUACAUCGCCCCAGAUGACAAGAACUCCACCAACUACAUAAUUAAGUUGGAUCAGGCGUCUCUGUCUCUCUCCUCCAGAGAAGAUUACAUCACCAACACCACCAGCGCUCAGGCAUAUCGUAGUGCUCUCCUGAACCUCAUGGUGGACAUAGCAGUGAUGUUAGGAGCUCCACUGGAAGCAGCUGAGAUUCAGAUGAGUGAAGCACUGGCCUUUGAGACCAAACUGGCUCAGAUUGUUAUUCCAUUUGAGAACCGGACCAGUGAGUACAUGUACAACAGAUACACCAUCUCCCGUCUACGCCGCUCCAUACCACAGUUUGACUGGUUGUCCUUUGUGAAGUCAGUAGUAGAGUCAAAGGGAGAAGGUGUUUCUGUCUACUCCUCUGAGCCAUUGAUAGUCCGUGUCCCCACCUACUUCAAACAGCUGUUUAAACUCCUCAACACCACUGAGCCCAGGACAGUUAGUAACUAUGUCAUGUGGAGGACAGUGUUCUCCAGGAUCACAACUCUCAGCCGACGCUUCUUAUACAGAUAUCUGGACUUCACACGGGUAACCACAGGAACGACCUCGCUGACCCCUCGUUGGGAUAAGUGUGUUAACUACGUAGAGAACACUCUGGUCUACGCCACCGGACGACUCUUCAUCAACACACACUUCCAGGAGGACAAGAAACACAUGAUGGAGGAGCUGAUUGAAGGAGUUCGCUGGGCGUUCAUCAACAUGCUGGAGAGAGACAACGACUGGAUGGAUGGACCGACCAAGAAGAAAGCUAUAGAAAAGGCUCAGACAGUCCUGGCCAAGGUUGGCUAUCCUGAGUUCAUACUGAAUGACACCUACAUCAACCAAGACAUAAAACAGCUUGUAUUCUCUGAGGACAACUACUUCGGUAAUGUGAUGCAGACUCUGCGUUUCAUUGCCCAAUCGGAUCUCAACUGGCUGCGGAGGACUGUCCCUCGCACUGAGUGGUUCACCAAUCCCACGACAGUCAACGCCUUCUACAGCUCCUCCACCAAUCAAAUCAGGUUCCCGGCUGGAGAGCUCCAGAAGCCUUUCUUCUGGGGGCGGGACUAUCCUCGGUCUCUUAGCUAUGGAGCCAUAGGAGUGAUUGUAGGACAUGAACUAACACACGGCUUUGACAACAAUGGAAGGAAGUAUGAUAAGGAUGGUAACAUGGACCAGUGGUGGAGCAACGCAUCAAUCACAGCCUUCACUGACAAGACCCAGUGUAUGAUCGACCAAUACAACAGCUAUCGCUGGGAGGAGGCGGGACUAAAUGUGAGGGGGAAGAGGACCCUAGCAGAGAACAUUGCAGACAACGGCGGAAUCAGAGAAGCUUUCAAAGCCUAUAGGAGGUGGAUAGAAGAGAGUAGAGGAGGAAUUGAGGAGCCAUUACUUCCAGGAGUUGGACUCAACAACAACCAACUCUUCUUUCUCAGCUACGCACACGUGCGCUGUAACUCCUACAGACCUGAAGCGGCAAGAGACCAGAUUCAGAGUGGAGCCCACAGCCCCCCAAAGUACAGGGUUGUCGGGGCAAUGAGUAACUAUGAGGAGUUCCGACAUGCGUUCAGCUGUCCUGAUACAUCGGUUAUGAACCGAGGGGCGGAGUCCUGCCGUAUUUGGUAAAGUGUUCUACUGCUGAAUCCCACUGACAUUUUCCUUUCUCUCCCUCUUCCCCUCCUCUCCCUCUUGUGUGUGUGUGUAAUGCAGUAACUUGAUUUAUUCUAUAUUACUGUAACUUGAUUUAUUCUAUAUUACUGUAACUUGAUUUAUUCUAUAUUACUGUAACUUGAUUUAUUCUAUAUUACAACAAUUUGAUUUAUUCUAUAUUACAACAAUUUGAUUUAUUCUAGAUUACUGUAACUUGAUUUAUUCUAUAUUACUGUAACUUCAUUUAUUCUAUAUUACUGUAACUUGAUUUAUUCUAUAUUACUGUAACUUGAUUUAUUCUAUAUUACAGCUAUUUGAUUUAUUCUAUAUUACAACAAUUUGAUUUAUUCUAUAUUACUGUAACUUGAUGUAUUCCCUAUUACUGUAACUUGAUGUAUUCCAUAUUACUGUAACUUGUUUUAUUCUAUAUAACUUUAUUAAAACAGUGUUGUAUCUGUCUCUCUUUAA
Molecule: messenger RNA, 2898 nt
Organism: Oncorhynchus mykiss (rainbow trout)
Lineage: Eukaryota; Metazoa; Chordata; Actinopteri; Salmoniformes; Salmonidae
Gene: phex
Product: phosphate regulating endopeptidase homolog, X-linked
Biological process (GO): protein processing
Cellular component (GO): plasma membrane
Molecular function (GO): metalloendopeptidase activity
Source: RefSeq, a predicted model, not a curated record